This is a messenger RNA of Gallus gallus (chicken), 12757 nucleotides long. RefSeq names its product doublecortin (gene DCX). Gene Ontology annotation, molecular function: microtubule binding. The record is from RefSeq and is a predicted model, not a curated record. The transcript is spliced from 7 exons. Bases 86 to 1186 code for a protein of 366 amino acids. Gene Ontology annotation, biological process: photoreceptor cell development; axoneme assembly; retina development in camera-type eye. Gene Ontology annotation, cellular component: axoneme; neuron projection. NCBI's taxonomy places the organism in Eukaryota, Metazoa, Chordata, Aves, Galliformes, Phasianidae.
GGCAGAGCGAGCCUGGUUUUCUUUCUCUCAGCAUCUCCACCCUGCGCGCUGAAAACCGCUUCAGAUCUUUAGGGUUCACCAAACUAUGGAACUUGAUUUUGGACACUUUGACGAACGAGACAAGGCGUCCAGAAACAUGCGAGGCACACGUAUGAAUGGGUUGCCCAGCCCCACUCACAGUGCUCAUUGUAGCUUCUACAGAACCAGGACCUUACAGGCACUGAGUAAUGAGAAGAAAGCCAAGAAGGUGCGUUUCUAUCGCAACGGGGACCGCUACUUCAAGGGAAUUGUAUAUGCUGUGUCUUCCGACCGCUUCCGAAGUUUUGAUGCUCUCCUGGCUGACCUGACCCGGUCCCUGUCUGACAACAUUAAUCUGCCUCAGGGAGUCCGUUACAUUUACACCAUUGAUGGAUCGCGGAAGAUUGGAAGCAUGGAUGAGCUGGAGGAAGGGGAGAGUUACGUAUGCUCAUCUGACAACUUCUUCAAGAAGGUGGAAUACACAAAGAACGUCAAUCCCAACUGGUCUGUCAAUGUGAAAACAUCUGCUAACCAGAAAGCACCACAGUCUCUGGCCAGCAGCAACAGCGCCCAGGCAAAGGAGAACAAAGAUUUUGUGCGUCCCAAGCUGGUAACCAUCAUCCGUAGUGGGGUGAAGCCCCGGAAGGCAGUUCGCGUGCUCUUGAACAAGAAGACGGCCCAUUCGUUUGAGCAAGUUCUCACUGAUAUCACUGAAGCUAUAAAGCUGGAGACAGGAGUGGUCAAAAAGCUGUAUACUCUGGAUGGAAAGCAGGUGACCUGUCUCCACGAUUUCUUUGGGGAUGAUGAUGUGUUUAUUGCCUGUGGUCCCGAAAAAUUCCGCUAUGCACAGGAUGACUUUUCUCUGGAUGAAAGCGAGUGCCGGGUGAUGAAAGGGAGCCCUGCAGCUGCCACAGGUAGUAAGUCAUCUCCCACCCCUCAGAAGAGCUCAGCAAAGAGUCCAGCCCCUAUGCGCCGGAGCAAGUCUCCAGCUGAUUCAGGUAACCAUCAAGACGCAAAUGGGACCUCGAGCAGUCAGCUGUCUACGCCCAAAUCCAAGCAGUCCCCAAUCUCCACACCUACCAGCCCAGGGAGUCUCCGUAAGCACAAGGUAGACUUGUAUCUGCCUCUGUCUUUGGAUGACUCUGAUUCCCUUGGAGAUUCCAUGUAAAGCGACAUGACGUUAAUAGUCCGUACUGCAAGCUAUGUUUAAGAUACAGUAGAGUACUUCUGCCAAACUAAGCAGAUAGGUGACUGGUGCUUUCAAAUCAAAGGACACACAGUUAUAUGUCAUUUUUUUUCUGUGAUUUAUCCUCUGUACCACAAAUCAACACCUACCAGUCUAUAGAGAUAGAGGGAUACCAUUCUUUUAAGCAGAGUUUUAGGGAUGCAAAAUGGACGUUGCCAGCAAUUUUGGGCUGCUAUGCCACUGAUCCUGUGCACUUCCCAUUUUCUUCUAUUGUUUUUUCUUCUUCUGCAAAUACGUAAUUUUCCUAGAGACAGUAAUGGAAGGCUCCCCCAGAAGUGAGUGAAUCAAUCUGUUGCUGACAAAUUCUGACAACUCUCUACCUGUCCAAACUACCAACGCUUGCUUGUUCCUCGUUUGCAGCCCUGAUCUUAGCUCCUGCAUACUAACUAGUACUGUUUUUGUUGUUACAGGGCAGGAAGGGAAAAUGACUUCUUAGUUUGAUGCUUAGUAUGCCAGCAGAAGCUUGAACAAGAUUAGGAAUGAUUACAUGAGAUGCUAAGUAAGGUUAGUGCAAUAGUGAUUUUUCAGAUGUUUAAAUAUUGGGAUUUGUUAAUUAAGUAAAAUAAUGUAAGUCAGCUGAGUUGUCUAGAGUUGAACAGCUUCACAUAUGGUCCAAAAACACUGCUAGCUGGUAACAAACUUUUAUAACCACCCUAUGGUAUCUCUCUAUCUCUGUUUUUAAAAGUAAUGCCUUGUGAACAGCCAACACUGAAAACACUGUGAGAAUUUGUUUUCAGGUCUGACAUCCUACAGGUCACUUUUUAUAGCAAAAAAAUCAAUACACUUUUUAUAAAGGAAAACCUUGUAUCUGUGUUUUGGAGUAAAGAUUCAAGCUCCUUCUUUUUUAUAAAAGCUGGUAAUUUUGUUUUGUUUAAAAAAACACAUUCAGAAAAAUGAACAAAAAAAAACCCCAACCAACUGCAGAACAGUAAUAACAACAGAUCAGUUUAGAAAUCUUGUCAGCACUGCCAGAACAGACACUUGUAGGGGAAAAAAAAGUCAGUUCAAAAUAUUGAAUGUUUUGAUAGUUUUUGUAAUGUUUAAGACUAUGUAUUUGUUUUUUUUACACUUCUGUAUUCAUAACUAUGGCCAGAUUCUCUACUUGUAUAACAAAUGGAACUUUGUGUGCUCGAAAACCCGUAUUUUAAGAAACUCUUCUAUCUGACAAAAACGAACUUAUUGUAUUUAGAGAAACCUUUUGCUUUUAUUAAUCAGUAAUGACUCGUAUGGAAUGCAAAGUUCAUCUAUUCACGCAGGGCUGGUGGUUUUUACUACGCCGAAAUUUUGUUAUAGGCUAGCUGGCAUUGCCUCUUUCUCAUGGAAUAAGCUUUUGAUGAAACUGAUUAUUACGGAACUUUACCUAAAGGAAAUCUGUGCAAUCAAAUAUUUCUUUCUUGCUCUAUUUGCCUUUGUUUCAACAUAAACACCUAUUCCUUAUUCUCUUGCAACCCCUUGUGAUUAGAAUUAAUUAUAAUGUGAUGUUUGAUGCUAUAUGAAUGCUGGGUUGUUCCCAAAGCCACUCCAUAUUUUGUUUGCUUGCAUUGUUGAUAUGAAACAAUCUGUGCAGGCUAUGACUUUAGAGGUUCAUGUGAUGAUACAUAUAGUGCAACUUUAAAAAGAUGUAUCUGAGAGAGGACAGAAUUGGGAAUUACCAAGGGGUCAGAUUUAUGCACCAAUUUUGCACCCUGUAGUCUUAGUGCAUGGUCUUUUACACACAGAGUUUUGUGAAAGAAAUCAUUUGUGCCCACAAAUAACUUCAUUUAAUUGAGUAAUUUGCUGACUAUGUAACUGCUAAAUGAACAUUUCACCCACUGUAUAUAGAAACCUGGUUUCAGUUCAGAAGGCUAGAGGCUCAUGUUGAAGCUUUGAAGUAUGGGGGAAAGUACUGUGGACAAAGCAUAGGUGUAGUAGUCAGGAAACCUUCCUUCAAUCUUUUGGCACUGCUAGAUAUAGUGUCUGAAGGGGAGCAGGACUGCUGAUAACACUGUGCCUCAAUAGGUCUACCCAUCCCUUUGUGGAUAAUACUGUUCUACCUCACUGGGGGUUGUGAAUCCAAAUGUUGGUUAGCAUUUGUAAAGUGCUUUCAGAUCCUCUAACAGAAGGUACUGAACUGUUCUGGGUGCAGAUUUGGCUGUGGAUGCUAAUUUUGACUGUUUAAUCCACAGGGUGCUACUGUAGACACAAGUCUUGAGAAAACAAGGCUUUUUUAAGCAUCGGGAUAGCAAAGGCCAUGGUUAUGCCAACAAUAUUGUUAAUUAGAUCAUUUAUCUUAGUAAAAGCUCUAGUGAGAUAGAUAUUUGGCAUGCUUUUACCCUCUUCUCUGUUCUGUUGAUGGAAAUCUGAAAGUCCCUCCCCAGGCUUAGCCUUUCCAGGGACUCUUGACUACUAGCCAUGGCUCAGCCUGUUAAGGGAUGAUGGACUUGGACUCUAGGCAGAGGUACUGUCACUUUGCAGCACAGGCUGUUUCCUUCACAGCCUCAGUUAGCAUGUCCUGCCACCUUCCUGUGAGUCCCUGCUCAACCAAGGAGACCAGCCAUAAAAUUAGAUCUAGGUUCUCUUGCUAUUCAGCCUGAGAUUCUCACCACCUUUCCACCAGGAAAACCCAAUUCUUUGAUGCCUAUAAGCAGACUCAAGUGCUAGAGUUGUUGAUGAUGUUAAAGGAGUUAGAGAUAUGCUUCCAUCCAAUACCCACAAAUUCAGUUUGUAUAAAAUAAAGCAGGAUGCCAAAGGUCAAAUAAACCUUUGGAUGGAUGGUGGUGAAGGUUGUUGUUGAGAGGUGAUUCCUUUCCUUCCUGCCACGAGUAGUGGUUAUUUUAAUAUGCUCUUCCUGGUAGAGCAUGCCAAUAAAUUAGUUAGGCCUUCUUCCUGUGCUGUACCUAGUGACGUUAUCUAAAACCUCAUCCCGCAAGUACUCCCUUAGGAUUUUUUUUGCACUAGGACCAUCUUGGGGUGGGGCUGAGCCCAGUAAUUUCUUCAGGGCACUACCAAGGGAACCUGAAAAGGCCUAAAAGAAGAAAAUAUCUUCAGUGGGAAAAAUAGCCAUUCAAACCUGCAAAAGCCACAAAGAAAACAGGGUGUGAGGUCCAACUCAAAGUUUUAAAAAGCAGUUUUAUAGGUAGAACUGCUUAGGCAGUAGAAGUCGGUGAGCAUUUCAGCUGUAACAUAUUGUUAAGUCUGCAUUAAUGCCAUUAUUGCAUGAGGUCUUGUACAGAAAUGCAUGAGGAAUGUACUGUACAUUCAACACUAGGUAUUUUUGGCUUUGUAGGAACCCUAACAUAGAUUUGAUUACAAAGAGAAAUAAUGCACAGGUAUCAUAUUUUAGUCAUUUAAAUAGAGGAACAGCCUUGAUUCAGCAAAGAAGUUAAAGACAUGCUUAAAUUUUAGCACGUGCUUUACUCCUGUUGAUUUUUAAUGAGAUGUAAGCUUGGGUUUGGCCAGAAAGCUUUCCUGAACUAGAAUGAAUUAGGAAUUACUUUCACUGUACUGUAAUAAUUCCAGACCUUAUGAGAUCCUGGAGCAAAUGACUGCAAUUCCGUUAUAUACUCAAGAGUUUACGUUUUAUAUAUUUUCUACAUUUGCAGGCACAUAAAAAAAACCACUACAGGAUGUGAGGAUUUGCCAUAUUAAUUCUGCUGUAAAAACCCUAUCUAAUUUCCCCCAUGAGGCUGCCUUUAGUGUUUUCAGAAACUAAUUGAGUCAUUAAGACUAUAUUGAUUUAAAACAAUUCAGUAUUUAAAAGCAAAUUUGAGAGAUUCUUAAGCUGAUGCAGAGCUUUGUUUCUUCAAAAUCUACCUUUAUUUAUUCAGUAUCCAGUAUAUUUUAUCAAAUUUGCAUAUAAAAUUAUAUAAAAAACUAUUUCCAUAUAUAAUCAUUAGUAAGGAAUUAGAGCAAUAUCCUUCAACCAUAGAAAGACCAAUGUAUUUAGUCUUCAUACCUUCCCGCGAUGGUCUCAGCUGUAGAAUAUCAGGGCAGUGCAGCAAAGUUCUUGAGCCUUAGGAUUUUUGUCUCUUGUAAUGCAUUUAUAUUCCGAAGUUUCUGAGUUAAAUCUCCAUUUGAUGUCAGAUUGGAAUUAGUUCAUUUCCACCUACUAGAUAGCCAACCAAGUCUCUACCCCUUGAAGUAAUUUUGAAAGAGUUUGGUAAUGGAAUUCUACCUUGGUCCACUCUACAGUGGGAGAUGGAAAUACUUUUGCCUUCUGUUGUCUGUGUUUCCCAUAUCUGCAUAUUAUUUACAGUAUUAUCAGAAUCUGAAAAGCCUAUUUUCAUAGGCAACAGAAGAAUAAUUCUGCUUAGAAAAGAAAACUCAAAGAAAACCUUUUGAAAUUGCUCUGUAACACCAACCUGAAUCCCUAAAAUAAAACACCAUUCCAGUGACAGCUAUCCCUGGAAGCUUCACCCUCUCUGCAGGGGUAUGGUGUGGAUUUUAAAAGUAUGAGCCUUUUUUAUCGUAGUAAACGCAUAAGUGUAUUUUGCUAUGACUUCAGUGGCACCCUACAUCCAUUCAAGGCAAUUGGAGAGAUAUCUUUGACGACGGUCAAGUGAGAAUUGUUUUUAGAUAAAGGAAGAAAAGAAUGCCAAGUAAAACAAGUAUAAAGUUAGUUAAGAAAGUGUCUCCACAAGCUAAGACAAUACACAACUAGAGAAAAGCUAUAUAGAGGUGUAUUUAUCACACAGGUGCUGAUCACAACCAAGACAGAACAAAACAUUUUCUUUAACGGUAAUUUAGGCUCAAAAUUAUUUUUCUGGUUACUGACAGAAGCAAAUUAGAAUGGUAUUUGGGGCUGGUGAUGUUGUUUGUAGAAGCAAAUGGCUGGCACAGAAUAAAUAUCUUUUUCUGCUAAUGUAGAUAAAGUACGAUGUAGCUCAGGCAACAGGAUUAGCAUGUUAUACAAGAUUCUAGAGGAGAUCCAGCUGAAUCAUCACCACCUUGGUGUACUGAGGCAAAGCAGGUUAAGUCUUUAAGUGCCUUCCAACAUGUGUUGGGCUUCAGUAGCAGGACUACACAUAACCAACAAGGCCUAGGUUAAAUGACCCUAAUGAAAGUGGACAGGACACAUUAAUUCUUGAGCCUCUUGAGAUGAUUAGCCCAUCUUGCUUUUAUGCAGUCAGCUCUAGAAAGUGACUGUCUCCAGGAUCACAGACAUCUUCUGGCUGAUGCCUUUGUCCCAUCCCUAUGAACCUGAGCAGGCCUCUCUGCAGUAUCUCAAGAAAUGUUAAAGCUGAGUUCUAUGUCUCACAGUGCAGCCACUAAACAUUGAUAGAUUGGGGUGGGCUGGGUUCUGCUGCAUCAGCUACCAACCCUGUUAUUCAGGUAUUCUUCACCCUCCCUUUUUGCCCCAACUUGAGAUCUGGUAUCUCUCCUAGGUGCCUGCAGGUUAAAGCCUGGGGCCAGCAUGUCCAUAGACCCCGUGUUAUUUUGCUGUUGUUAUUUUUUUUUCCCUCUGGAAAGCUUUGAGUCAUUUGAUGUUCACAGGUCUGGGACUAAGCUGACAAAAAAAAAAAAAAAAAAAAAAAAGUUAAUAUCCCUAUUGUUUGAGAGAGGCUCAGAGAUAGCAAGUGGAUGGAUGGAAAGGCUUUUUUCCAGCAAUGUGAUUGCAUAGCUGCUCUAACAGAGUCCUAAUUGUAGGGCAGAGUAGGAGUACUACUCCUUCACAGGAAGAUGCAGAGCUUUAGGCUCACAGACCACUAUCCCUUCAUCAGGACACUGUUUAAAGAAGGUCAAAAACACUGACACCAAUGUUCAUCCAGUAGAUGAAUUUCUGGGCAAAUGAGAACCAAACCUAGUGAAUGUAACAGUGGGAAUUCAUAGCUAUUGGUCUUUGGUGUAACUGUGAGCAGAUCAGUUCCCCUGUGCCACGCUGUCCCAGUGCAUAAAGAGCUGAACAUAGCACUCAUCUCCAUCCGUAAGCUGCUUUGAGAUCAGCUGAUAUACAGAGCUAUAGAAGAGCUAGCUCUUAAGAUUUAUUAAUUAUUACUGAAGUUUGACAACCCUAUAAAAGCAGAUUAUGGUGCAUUCUCUCAGACAAGUCUUUCCAGGAACUCCCAACUUUUCAGGAGUCUCCAAAAACCAUGAUGUAAAAAUGCCUCAUUAUUUUACUAAUGGUGAAAAACAGACACACCACUUCUAGUUCCCCCCAAACCAAUGGGGGAGCCAGCAGUGCCUCUAAGUGCAAGGCCACAUCCAACAACCAAGUUCUCUCAUCUGGAGCUGCCACAUCUCGCCUGAACACAGUCCCCAGUUGCUCCUCUUUUUGUUACCUGUACAUGUACGUAUCAGGGGGCAACACAUGUUACCAUCUGAAAUGGAGGCCAUAUAUUUUAAAUAAUGAAGAAGUAUAAUGAUUUCAGAGGCCUUCUACCAAGAAAACAGUGGGCCUGUUGUUGAAAGCUUGCUUGUUCAGAAAGUGUUCAUGGGAAAGAAUUGCCUUUCAGUCUUCACUGCUUAACACACUUAUUCUGGCUCUUGCUCUAUCACUCAGUGAACUGUAACUCACUGGCUCUGAAGCCAGCUUAGAGCUUGCCUAGGUCUGACAGUUUGCCACUCAAACAAUUGAAGCAGGAGGAUUCCCAAAGGGAAUUAACAAAUCUUUGCAGCAUUUAGAGUCUGUCAACUGAAAAAAAGAAAGCUGCACUGUUAGAGAAGGAUGCCAUGAUGGCUAUUGUCACAGUAAACAAAGAAAAAAGACUUGUUUCCAAGAGGAAUGGUAGGGGGCAUUUGUUGCAAGAUCUCUACUGAGUGAUGAAAUGAACUUGAACACCACAGAAAAUCAUAUGGAAGGGAGAGCAUGAGGCAGUGCACUGGAAACAUCAACAGCAUUGAUGUGUGGGAACAAAGAAAGAUGAGAGCCAAGAAACUCCAAGGAGAAACAAAAGGGGUAGUGCAAGCUGUGGAUCUACAGCUUGGGUCUGGAUAGAAAAGCAGCAGGGGUUUCUGGCUGCAUGUCGAGAGUGUUAUUGCCCCUGCAGGUAUCUAUGCGAGGAUGCAGGCUAUCUGCCACAACAGCAUGUGUCCCGCUCCCACUGGCAGAAAGAAGGUCACACUUGGCCGCAGGCUGAAGAACUUGGUUUGAAAUUUCUCAUCUGCCCCUGUUUUUCUCUCCUGCUGGCAUAUGUAUGUCUGUGUCAUCUCUAAAAGGGUGAAGGGAAAAUCCAGCUCUUCGCUGAAUGACAGCACCAGACUACAGUUUGGUUUUAUUUUUAUUCCUUCCUAUUAGAUCAGAAAUAGAACUUAAUCAGCAUGCACUGGCUCAGAAAAGUACAGGUCUGGCACACUGGGGAAUUGCAAGACAUGUGUGAGAGGAUAAUGAGGGCAACUCUGAACCUCCUGGCCCUUCCCAUGGAGUGCAGCAAACUGGAAGAAGUAUCAACCCUGUUGUACCAAGGUGAUAAGUCCAGACAGGCUUCUGGAAGAGGUUACUGUGAAUUGCUGUGCAGGCAGAAGGGCUGAUGAUGAUCUUGUCCAUGAAAUCCCUAACCACAUAUGUGAAAGCUGUUACAUUCAAUAAAUCAACGGAAAGGCCAUGGUGAACAGGAGGAUCCGUGUUUAACACUGGUUUUCUCAUGGUAAUCUUUCUUUUAAAUUCAGUGGAGUUACAAUACUUGUGAAUUUAAUACUAAAAGGCAAAAGAGGUGAUUUAUUUGAAUACAUUUUUUUGCUGUUUGCUCUCAGAGUUUCCAUUCUUUUUUUUUUUUUUCCAUAAGAAUUGCAGCUCUUUGUUUCUGUAGAUUUUCUGGCACUCAGUGUAACACAAGCGAAACCCAACGCUCCUAAUUCUUUGUUGUUUAAAAGAGGCGGAAGCUCCUCUGUAAUUACAGGAGCUGAAUCCACUUGGUCCAAGAAUGGUCUCCUAUGUCAAAGAUUGAUUACUGUCAGAAAUUAUUGUGUGAUUGAUUAGGUAAGUGCAGAUUCAGUUUCCUGGCUGACAACUGCAGACUUUGCAGAAAAAAUCACAUUGGCCCCAGCUAGAAAGUGAUCUCUUUUAUAAACCUCUAAUAGAAAGUUAUACAUAGGAGAUAUUUUCUAUAAUUUUAUUGUAAUUAAUGAUAAGGCUAAAAUAAUUUCACGAGAUAUCUUAAAACAUUUAAGACUGAAAAUUAAACAAGCAGCAUAGCAAAUCAAGGUCUCUUCUACAUUUUCUGGUCCUAGAGAGUCUUUAUCUUGCCUUCUCUCACCUCAGUCCACCAAGACAAGCCCUAAGACCAACAGGCUUAUUGAAAAUAGCAUUUCUAUUUCUUCCUGUAUUUUUCUGCCCUAAGCCCAUCUAGUGCCAAGCAGAAUAGAGGUUUCUGGUUGGCUCAGUUUUAGAGAAAAGUAUUACCAAAUGUCUCUGAACAUAAAAGGAAGGUUCAGUUCUUUUUUAGGUGACUUAUCUAAGCUCAAGGCUGCUUUUGAUUUUAUUCAAGCUGGUUCUUCCAUCUCUGUUUGCGAUUAACACAUACCUAAGCUAUAUAUAGGAAGUUUAUAUUAACGUUAGGCACAUUUGAAAAGUGAGGUAGCUGUGGAGCAAAGUGAUUUGCCUGAUACAUGCAGUCAGGGUGAAACAUGUUGGUGGCACUUUGUCAGGGUGGACCCAAACCAAAUCCUCAUUCUGAAUCCCCAAUUUUCUGAGGAACCCGUGUGUAGAGUCAUACUGAAGAAAUGUCUGUAGUGAGCCAAAUGGACCCCUAGCUGGGGUCCAGGCCCAGUUCAAGAACUGAAGAAUUUAACCUUCAGAGAGUCCCUAUGAAACAUUGGUGUUUUUGUGGCUAUGUUUUGUUUUGGGAAAUUCCAACAUGGCUGCUUUUCUCCAUCGGCUUCCAACCUCUGCACAGCAGGUAUGGAUGGGUCUUUAGUUCUCUUCCCUUUGCAGGUGGCAGUUGAAGUGGAGUGAUGUUCUGUCUCCCUGUCAUGCUGACCACACAGUCACUGAUGGGUGGUAGAACAAAAUGGCUUUUUUUCUUUUUUUUCCUUCUUUACAUCAGAAGAGCUUUUCCCAGAUUUAGUGUGAUAUCUAACAAUGUGUCUCCUUAAGAAGAAUGUCUAGAGAACUAAUUGCACUGUUAAUUGGUGUUUAUAGAUAAGGUGAAGCAGAAGUAUUGAAUGUAAGAACAAGAAAGCCUGUGAGUUAUAAUUACAUGCUGAAUUCUGACAUGUAAAAUUGUUGUUAGUUUGCUUCUUAUUUAAAUUAUGUGUGAUCCAAGCAGUUUUACCACCGUGGCAGUACUAGUACAGCUGUGAUUAUCAAUUUAGAUGACAUCCAGGGUCUUCUAGAAAGAAGCCUGUGUAGACAAAUCUAUUCUCUGAACAAAUUCUGCUCCUUGAUAUUCUGAAUUCUAUGACACGGUCUAGUCUAGAAGCACAGGACAGGAGUAUCAGCUUGUUGACUUUGCUGUUGCCGGCCUUUGCCUAUUUUCUUAAUCACAAAUAAAAUUUCAAGCUAAGGCAAGUGGCUCUCAUCACAUAAGCCCAAGUUCUUUGUGCCACUCUUCUCUGAAGAGCGUGACCUGACUUCACUCAUAGCCCUGCACUCUGCAGCUCUCUGUGAGCCACCAGUCUGCCCAGAAGUGGUUUUGAGGGAGGGAGAUAUGCAGCUGAACUGGAACCUGAUCACGGAUUACUGUCUUAGGUCAUUCAUUGAGUUUGUAUGAUUUCAUCAUUAAUAACGAAGCUGCAAUAUAGUAUAACUGAGAGACCACAAUGUAUUUUCUAUUGCCAUUCAGUGGGUGGGGGUUGGAGGGGCAGCUGGGUUUAAAGUUUAGCUGGUAUACUUUAAACUCUGUGUACAUAACCUUGGAGGACACAUGGGUGGUAAGAGUUGUUGUUUUGUUGGAUUGGUAAAUUUCAUUUUGGUUUGGUUUAAAUAGUAAGGUAUUUAAUUAAUGUCAUUGUACAAAGAGCUAUUCAUUUAAACGAUGCAUUUGUUCUCCUAAAACAGAUCUAUCUAAACUUUCUUUUUGGCAAGCCUGCAGCAAUGCUACGCAUAGCAUUAUGUUGACUUUUGUACUUUGGGGGAGUACGUGGAAGGGGAGGGGAAAUGCUUUCCUCUUCAGACAAACAGUGUUUGCCCAUAGUUAACUUUCUGCUUGGGUAUAUAACUUGAGUUCCCUUUACUCCAAAUUUUCAUGUGAAGUUCUCUUAAAGGGACAGAACAAGCAGAGGUUAUGCCAAAAGAUCUCAAUUGUAUCAUCUUGUAAUAUAUUGCAGCUUUAUGCCAAUGAUUCCUUGCUUACCUGUACACAGUCCAUGCAUGUUUUCAACUAAUUUUGCAUUCUCCAUUUGUGGUGAGUUAUUUAGCAUUUUAACCACCUUUUGUGCCAUUCAACUUGUACAGAAAACAUUUUUAUUGACGUUUUAAAGGGAGGGGGAAGAAAAGAAAAAACCCUUCUGCUCCCUAGUUGUAGGUAGAACUCGAUUACUUAGCAAACAGAUGUAGAUGAGUGGUUGUAGUGUUAGAAAUGUUAGCUUGCUCGUGAACAAGCUUUUGAGAGUAAAUGCAUGGUCUUGUACUUCUCUUAAUUAGCUUUUCCUUUCCUCCUGGAAAGAUUCUCCCCCUCUCUAUUCUAUCUUUGUCUCUCUCGUGGUUGUAAAGUACAGAUUUGGGCAUAAAUAAAAUGAUAUACAAUAAGGUUUGAAAAGCAGUUCUCAACAGAUUCUUUUGGGGAACUUACUUCUCACUGCGCCCUGCCUUGGCACUUUGAUUAGACUCUUUCAAGAUAAAACAGAUGGAGAACAAUCACCUGUUGCCUCUGCUUGAACUGGGGAACAAGUUAAUCUUUGGAAGAUUGCAUCACUGGUAAACAAUGAGAUCUUGCUGAUCCAUUGCAGCUGAGGCAUGUGGCACGUGGGCUAUUGGCCGUGGCUUCCACACCUGGUUGUUUUACAUGGGACUCAUCCCACGGCCCCUGAUUUGCAGAGUUUGCACGCACUUUUUGAUUUUUCUGGAUACACAGCAGAGGGGAGAUAGUGGAUGAUACAUAGGAAUUACGUUGUUAUGGGUUCUGCAGGCAGCUCCUUCUCCACACUCCCAAGCUCUGGGUUGAGUACACAGGGCUUAUUAUUGUAUAGCCGUGGUUCUGUUGGCAAAGGAGGACAGGAAAUAAAGGCUAGGAAAAGACAGGGGGUCACACAUAACGAUGGAUUUUGUAAGAAAUGGACUUAAAAAUCCCCCCCAAAACCCUGCCUCAAAACCACAAAGUCUACCUUGAUCCAUGCAUUUAUUCCCCAUGCCUCUUCUCCCUUAGCAGAAUUUCCUUUUGUUAGAAGAUUUGACUUUCUAGAAAAAAGAAAAAUCCAUUUUUGUGAGGUGUUGUGAACUGUUUUUACCACUUGUAAUAACCAUCCCAGGUCUGAGUAUUCUUGUAAUGCAAUGCCAUGCAGCAGAGAACCUGUCCACUUUAUAGCUUUGCUCUCAAUAUUUGUUACUCAUUGUUUUCUCAUCUAAAUGUACAUUUGCAAGAUGUGUGUAAUGUCAUUUUCAAAAAAUAAAAUUUGGUUUCAAUAUUUAGGCCGAUAAAA